AUGUUUCGAGCCCAGCAGAAUGCUUUCGACGACGCCGUCGCCAAAGCGACCGACGAGAAUCUAACAGCCGAAAACUGGGAAUUCAUACUGGAUGUUUGCGAUAAGGUCAACAAUGAAGAAUCGGGUGCCAAAGAUGCCGUUGCGGCGUUGAUUAAGCGGUUGGCGCACCGGAAUGCUAAUGUGCAGCUUUACACACUCGAGCUAGCGAAUGCUCUCGCGCAGAACUGCGGUCUGAAGAUUCAUCGCGAGCUAGCGUCUCGAAGCUUCACGGAAGCGUUAUUGCGACUGGCCAACGAGAGAGUCAAAUCCAAGAUCCUGGAGCGCAUGGAGGAAUGGACGGAGAUGUUUUCUAGCAAUCCAGACUUUGGCAUUAUGGAGCAAGCUUAUAUGAAGCUGAAGACGAGCAACCCCAAUCUUCAACCACCAUCGAAGCCGACCAAACGUCAAAUCACCGAUGUCGACCGACAAAAAGAAGAGGAAGAGCUCCAGAUGGCGUUGGCACUUUCGAUCAAGGACAAACAGACAGCAGAUGUCGUCCCUUCAUCAAGCGCAGCUACCGUAGCAGCAGUCUCCAGCCAGCCGGAAUCUUCGAGUACAGUGUCACAAGGCAUUCCACCCGGAACAACGGCAGCUACAGUUUCGCGAGUCCGAGCAUUGUUCGAUUUUCAGCCUUCCGAGCCAGGUGAACUUCAGUUCCGCAAGGGCGAUAUCAUUGCGGUAUUGGAAUCUGUUUACAAGGACUGGUGGAAGGGUUCUUUGCGUGGACAGACUGGGAUUUUUCCGUUGAACUAUGUCGAGAAGCUUCCGGAUCCUACGCCGGAUGAUUUGCAGCGUGAAGCGCAAAUGGAAGGAGAGGUGUUUGGACAGAUCAAAAACGUCGAAAAGCUGUUGACUCUUCUCAGCACGAGUAGCUCGGAGCUAAACGUUCGUGAUAAUGAAGAAAUUACGACGCUCUAUCAUUCCACGCUUGCUAUCCGACCUAAGCUUAUUGAACUUAUUGGCAAAUAUUCUCAAAAGAAAGAUGAAUUCACACAGCUCAAUGAAAAGUUCAUCAAAGCCCGCAGGGAUUACGAGGCUCUCUUGGAAGCUUCAAUGUCGCAUCCUGCUCAGCCUCAGUAUGGCAGACCUCCUCAGCAGGCUUAUGGAUAUCCCCCAACAGGAGCAGCACCACAAGGCUAUCCUCCAUCUCACCCAGCCGCGCCAGUUGAUCAUCAACAAUAUUAUAGCACUCGACCUCAAGAUUCACACACCCCUCAGCCCGCUGGCCCAGGUCACUAUGCGGCAGAUCCAUCGCGACCGUACCCACAAACAUCCCAGUCACCGGAUCCACGCAACCAGACUCCGCAGCCAUUCCAGCAACCUCCUCAACAACCGCCAUCGGAACCCUACCAGGCCCUGCACCAUCGUCCCCAAUCAACAUAUGAACACCCUCAAGAACUAGGAACUUCCGUCUAUGACUCACCCGUGGAACAACGGUACCCAUUUCACCCCGCAUCUGCACCUCCACAGCCACCCCAGCAACAGCCAGGAACCGACUAUCCUACACCUACAGACGAGCAACGACCACCUAUGACCAACCAGCAAUACCCAUCCCAACCACCCCAAGUCCAACAAUAUGCAUCACAACCUCCCUAUCCGACAUCAGCAACCACACAACAUCCCCCGCCGAUUCCGACAGCUUAUGGGCCGGGAAGGGAGUCCGUCGAGAUCAUGAUGGAGGCUGAUUGGGAUGAGGUGUCGCGAAUUGCGGUGCCGCCUCCGAGCCCGCAUGUUCUCCCAACCAUUGCAACAGCUAUUGCAUUCGACGAUCUUCAGGAGCUUCUAUGGGCUGGCAACGAAUAUGGACGAAUCACGUCUUUCUACGGUCCCGAGCUUCAAAGGUACACCUCAAUACGAGCACAUCCGGUGUCAGAAGGCGCUGUACGACAGUUCCUAUUCCAUGAAAAAGGCGUGAUAUCUCUCUCGUCAAGGAGUGUUCAUAUGGUCACGCGUCGAGGCCUAACUCAAUGGCAUGUCACACAUCCUGAUAUGGCCGACCUUCGUUGCAUGAGCUUCACCGCACAAACAAACCGUAUCAUCGUCGCCGGCUGUCAGAAAACAAUGUUCACGGUAGAUAUCGACAAGGGCGUCAUCAUCGAUACUAUACCAACGGAUGUCAACUAUACUAUCAUGAAGAGAAGUCGAUAUCUUUGCUGCGCAACAGACACGGGCUCGGUGAAUGCACUCAGCUUGGCAGAUUUCAAAAUUGUGAAAUCUUGGAAGGCACACGGUGCGGCAAUCAAUGAUAUGGACGCACGAAACGAUUUUCUCGUUACUUGCGGCUUUUCCGUGCGACAUUUGGGGGCUCCGAUUGUUGAUCCACUGGCGAAUGUAUACGACCUGAAGACACUGACUCCAUUACCCCCGAUACCUUUCCAUGCGGGAGCAGCGUAUGUACGCAUGCACCCUCGAUUACAUACAACCAGUUUUGUAGCUUCCCAGUCCGGGCAGCUACAGGUAGUGGAUUUGAUGAACCCCAACACAAUCAACCUUCGCCAAGCGAAUGUCAACUUUAUGUUAGGUUUGGAGAUUUCGCCGUCCGGUGAGGCGCUUGCGAUCAACGACGCGGAAUGUUCUAUUCACCUAUGGGGAUCACCCAGCAAGAUUCACUUCAAUGAAAUGAGCAAAGAGACAGAAUUUGCCGACGUGCCACCGCGGCCGCCAAUAAUCGAUUGGUCCCCGGAGACCCCAUUGAGUAUGAUCGGAAUGCCUUACUACAACGAGCGACUAUUUUCAGCUUGGCCUAGUCAUCUGGUGUUUGACAUUGGAAGCCCGCCUGCACCAGUUGACCCUGCUAUUAUUCCUUAUCUACGGCCAGCUGAGAUCGGGCACUAUGCUGCGAAUCCAAAGAAAGGACGACGUUAUCAGAUCGAGAACACACGUCAAGUGAUGUCUACAGAGCCUGCUCUGAUAGCACCGAAGUUUUUGAGUGAGAAAGCUCGUGAAUCACCUCGAAGCAAGCCAGAUGCGGCCCUUGGGGAUGUUUCUAGUGCAUUAGCUAGCGCAAAGAUUGGUGCUGAAGUGGAAGAAGACCCACUACUGAAAUACAGCAAUGUCGAAAUCAAAUACAGCAAGUUCGGAGUUGAUGAUUUCGAUUUUAGGUUCUACAACAAAACUACAUUCUCGGGCCUAGAGACCCAUAUAGCGAAUUCCUUCACUAACUCACUGCUCCAACUAUAUAAAUUCAUUCCGUUGAUGCGGAAUUUUGCGCUACAUCAUGCUGCAAGCAGUUGUCUGUUCGAAGAUUGUCUGCUGUGCGAAAUGGGAUACCUUUUCGACAUGCUAGAUAAAGCAAAUGGUCAAAAUUGCCAGGCUACAAAUCUUCUGAAAGCUUUCAGCAAUUCUCGGGAAGCCUCAAAACUAGGGCUAUUGGAGGAGAACCUGACAAAUAAGGCGUUGUCUGGCGCUAUCCAAUCAGUCAAUCGGUUUAUUUUGAACCAAAUUUCAAACGAACAUCGUGCGGUUGCUCCUGACUCCGAUGAUUUGGACCGCAAUUUGACUACGGUGGCAUCGGAAUCGGUUCGAUGCAUGUUCUGCCGGAACGAGAUUGUUCGACCAGGAAAUGUCUUUGCCAACGAGCUCAUCUACCCUGUUCCGGAUGCAAAGCAAGUACGAAGGAUUCCUCCAAUCAAAUUCUCUUCGAUUCUGAAGUCGUCCAUUGAGAGAGAAACUCAAAACAGAGUUCAUCGCAUGCCGCCGGUCUUGAUGUUGAACACAGGCCAUACAACGCCAUAUCUCCGCCAAGUAUGGGCCAGUCCAGGGUGGCUGCCUGAAGAAUUGGGUCUCAUUGUCGACAACGGACAAUUACAUUGCUUUGAAGGCGAUGCACUUCGAAGCCGAGUGCAAAGUAGAACUCCAGGGCUGGUUAUAUACGAACUCGUUGGAGUUGUGGCUGAGAUCAAUAUUACCGAGCAUCAAAAGCCACAUCUUGUAUCUUUUAUCAACGUUAAUGUAUCUGCACGUGAGCCUGAAGACAAGAGUAAAUGGCAUCUCUUCAACGAUUUUCUCGUUACCGAAGUGAGCCGGGAUGAGGCUUUGAAAUUCACUGAGCCUUGGAAAGUGCCCAGUGUUGUGGCGUACCAGGUGAAAGGCGCAAGGCACAACCUCGAUGAUUCAUGGAAGGACAAGCUUGACACCACAUUGUUGUUCCAUGAGUGGUCUAUGAAUGGUGGCCAAAUCAUUGACUCGUGUGAAAUACUCAAACCAGAGGAACGACCCCAACCGGGCACUCCGGUUGCCCUCGACACGGAAUUUGUUGAUCUGGAAAAAGCGGAAAUUGAUGUCAAAGCCGAUGGCUCACAAGAGAUGAUAAGACCCAAUAAAAGCGGCCUUGCACGAGUAUCAGUGUUGAGAGGAUCGGGGUUGCAUGAAGGUGUUCCAUUCAUCGACGACUAUAUCACCAUCAAAGAGACAAUCGUCGAUUAUGUGACGCAAUAUUCCGGUAUCAAACCAGGAGAUCUCGAUCCACGAACAAGCCAGCAUAAUCUGGUUCCUCUAAAGGUGGCUUACAAAAAGCUGUGGCUACUUCUGAACUUAGGGUGUGUUUUUGUCGGUCAUGGCUUGGCCUCAGAUUUCAGAAAGAUCAACAUUCAAGUGCCCAAAACACAGACCGUGGACACGCAAUAUCUGUUCUUCCACCCUGCUAAAAACCGUCGUCUAAGUUUGCGAUAUCUAGCAUGGGCAGUCUUUAAGGAAUACAUUCAAGAAGAGAACUCGGAUGUCACCGAAGGACACGACUCGAUAGAAGAUGCCCGCAUGGCUCUACGAUUAUGGAAGAAGUUUCAGGAAUACGAGGAUGCAGGCAUCGUCAAUCAGAUACUUGAGGAGAUCUUUGCUCAAGGAUUCAAAUUGGGAUUCAAGCCUCCUCCCAGGAAUGGCAAUGCAGCGCCUUCUGCUGCUGUUACUUUGACACGACCUGGAACAGCAAUCAGCAACAAUGCUCCCAAUGGCAGUGGUAGGAACACGCCCGAUCUAGCGAGCAAUACAGCCACUUCGACAGCAGGCACCAGCACGCCAUCUACACCACGACAGGCAUUCAGACGAGCGAAUGCUUUGACGCCCAGUAAUGGGACAUUUGGAGCACCCGGACAACCGGAUUUCUUUAGUGGAAGUCCGCUGAGAUACUCCACCGCAGCUGUGCCCGAAACACUACACAACCCCUCCAGUUUGAUCUCGAGCGCGUCAGUCAACAUAAGACCUCUUUGUCUGCCAUCUACAGUCUCGAGUAUCAAUCAACCUCCCCCUCCACCGCACUCCAACGCCUUCCUCAAGCAAACAAACAUGUCCCGCCACCGCAUCAAGUCCCUCGAAUACGACGACGACUACGAAGACGAAGAAUACGACGAAGUUGAUCCCGCAGAGCAAGAGCAGCUCGAGGCAUACACAAAUGAAGUUCUGAACGAGCUACGAACGGGCCAACCGCCGGUCACUGCCACGCGACAAGAAAUUCAGGAAGCUUUGUGGCAUUACUAUAAUGACGUUGCGAAAUCGGUGAAUUAUAUUCGAGGCAAGAAGGUAAAAGAUGUCAAGAAGGAAGCCGCGCCUGUGACUAAAACAAAAGUUGCUACGGGCUCAGCUUCAGAGGUCUUCAAUCUACAAAAAUUUGCCUUGGUUUCUAACAGGUAUCUUCCAGUGCCUUCCUAUCCCACAGACAAUACGCGGUCUCCUUUCCGUCCAUGCUCAGUACGCUUCUCAGCGGCCGACUUUUUCCAUGAUACUCCGUGGUUAAACAUUCCGCAUCAUCGAAGGGCUGAUAUACUUGUGGAACCCUUGUAUCCACGACUGGGUCUUCUCGGCGGCGCAUCGCAAGAAGGAAAAAUGUCGAAGUUGGCUGCCCUCGCGGCAGCACGCAAGAAAAAAACGAGUGAGAAGCCGCCGGUGACCGAAGGGCAGCUAUCGGCCCAGGCUGAUGGACAAAAGUCUGCUCCGCGCUCUUUGUCGGAACGUCUCGCGAUGAGUGGCUCUAAGCCACCUGUCAGGUCGGGGGGACUAUCAGCACUGUCCAAAGAGCGCCGUACUGCCAAUUCAAAGAGCCCCCCAAACGUUACAAGACCGAAAACUCAACCCACGCCUGAGCCAUCUGUCAAAGAGGAAAGAGUCGAGCAAGCAACGGAGGGACAGAAUUCUGAGGACGCCGCUGACCUCCGAGCCUACCCUUCCACAUUCGCAGCAACCAUCAUCGGAAUUGGAACUCGCCCUACAACACCUGAGCCUGGUCAUUUGCUUAGCUGCAGUUUUGAUGUUAUGCAUAUCUAUCAGCAAGAUGUAACUGAAGCCUUUGAUUUUGCAGGACCUAGCCCCGAUGAUAUCGUUUUCAAUGCACAGAGUGCAUCCAAAGGCCUCAAGGCAAAGCAGACUGCAGCCAAAACUGCCGGUGACAAGAAAAAGGCGCAGGAUGAUUUAUCGGGUGGCAUGAAACAGUUGACAGUGGAGCCGAUUAAGGUGAAGAGCAAAAACCUCGAUGUUGUGGCAGAAUAUCAAAAGUCCAAACAGAAAAAGUCGGCAAGUUUUGUGGUUAUUGGACAUGUUGACGCCGGAAAGAGUACACUCAUGGGACGGCUACUGGCUGAUUUGAAAGCUGUCGAUCAGAGAACUAUGGAAAGAUACCAACGAGAGGCCGAGAAGAUUGGCAAAGGCUCAUUUGCUUUUGCUUGGGUCCUAGACCAAGGUUCAGAAGAACGUGCUAGAGGAGUGACUAUAGAUAUUGCGACGAAUAAGUUCGAAACUGAUAGUACCCGAUUUACGAUUGUGGAUGCGCCAGGGCACCGUGACUUUAUACCCAACAUGAUUGCCGGAGCCAGUCAAGCAGAUUUUGCGGUGCUUGUGAUAGAUGCCGGGACGGGCAACUUUGAGUCCGGGUUGAAAGGUCAGACCAAGGAACAUGCUCUUCUGGUACGAAGUAUGGGUGUCCAGAAGGUGGUGGUUGCUGUCAACAAGAUGGAUAUCGUUGGGUGGUCGAAAGAUCGUUUCUAUGAGAUUGAACAGCAGAUCUCAUCUUUUUUGACGACGGCUGGCUUUCAAGCUAAGAACUUAUCAUUCAUUCCUUGCUCGGGGUACCACGGGGAUAAUAUUACGACGCGCAGCAAGAACGCCAACGUAGCAUGGUAUACGGGUCCUCUCCUUAUCGAAGCACUCGAGACGUCGGAACCAUUUUCGCAUGCUCUGGACAAACCACUGCGUUUGACUAUUGGCGACGUGUUCCGCGGCGGUGUCCAGAACCCACUUUCAAUAUCUGGAAGGAUCGAUGCGGGUUCUCUGCAAGUAGGUGACGGAAUUCUGGUUAUGCCUAGCGGAGAGUCGGCCGUAAUCAGGGGUCUUGAAAGAGAUGGAGAGCCCGGUGACUGGGCUGUGGCCGGCCAAAAUGUCACGUUGCACCUUGCAAACAUCGACCCGGCUCAUCUACGGUCUGGUGAUAUUGUCUGUGGUACUGGUUCACCGAUUCAGAAUAUUCAAAGUUUUACUGCCAAAGUGCUUGCUUUCGAUCAUCUAAUGCCGAUGCAAGUGGACAUUCAUCGAGGUCGACUACACGUUUCGGGCCGCAUCAGUCGUCUGGUUGGCACAUUGGAUAAAAGCUCUGGUGCAGUAACCAAGAAACGACCCAAGAUCAUCUCACCCGGCUCAAUCGCAAGGAUAGUUGUGGAAAUGGAUCAGCCAGUGCCCCUUGAGGCUCCUUCAAGAAUUGUGCUUCGUGCUGGGGGUAGCACUGUAGCGGCUGGACUGAUAGAGUGA
Messenger RNA from Talaromyces amestolkiae, 7767 nucleotides. RefSeq lists its product as uncharacterized. The record is from RefSeq and is a predicted model, not a curated record. NCBI's taxonomy places the organism in Eukaryota, Fungi, Ascomycota, Eurotiomycetes, Eurotiales, Trichocomaceae. The coding region runs from base 1 to 7767 and encodes 2588 amino acids. Gene Ontology annotation, biological process: nuclear-transcribed mRNA poly(A) tail shortening; mRNA processing. Gene Ontology annotation, cellular component: P-body; PAN complex. The transcript is spliced from 21 exons. Gene Ontology annotation, molecular function: GTP binding; poly(A)-specific ribonuclease activity; nucleic acid binding.